CCGGGGCCCGGGAGAGAAAGGGGCGGUCUUUCGGCGGGAAGAUGGCGCUGGCCAUGCUCUUGGUGGUGGUUCCGCCGUGGCCUGCCGCCCGGGGACUGCUUCGAAACCACUGGGAGCGACUACUGCGGAAGAUUCCGCAGGGUUGGCCGGGCUUUCCUAGUCCUCCUUGGGGACCAGCAUUAGCAGUACAGGGCCCAGUCAUAUUUACAGAGCCAGCAAAUGAUACCAGUGGAAGUAAAGAGAAUUCUGGCCUUUUAGAUAGUAUCUUUUGGAUGGCAGCUCCCAAAAACAGACGCACCAUUGAAGUUAACCGGUGUAGGAGAAGAAACCCUAAGAAGCUUAUUAAAGUUAAGAACAAUAUAGACGUUUGUCCUGAAUGUGGUCACCUGAAACUGAAACAUGUCCUUUGUGGCUACUGCUAUGAGAAGGUGUGCAAGGAGACUGCAGAAAUCAGACGACAGAUAGGGAAACAAGAAGGGGGCCCUUUUAAGGCUCCCACCAUAGAGACUGUGGUGCUGUACUCGGGAGAGACGCCAUCUGAACAAGAUCAGGGCAAGAGGAUCAUUGAACGCGACAGAAAGCGACCGUCCUGGUUCAGCCAGAAUUGACACCAAAGAUGUUAAAAUGAUAACUUCACAGUAAUCAUUUCUCCUGAAAUAGAGAAAGAUUAUUUAUGUUGUUGUGCCUGUUUUUAAAUCAUCAAUAUAGUUUAACACAUUCUUUCUAAGCAGUUUUGUGUGGGAUAAUUUGAAGAAUAUAUUAUGAGUAAACUCUGAAAAUGUUUAUCCAAAGGCUCAAUGGAUUAUGUUUCUAUGACAUGCAAGGUUUUAAGUAAACAUAAAAUUUCCAGAACAAAAAUAAAUUUAAAAUUCAUAGCAAGAA
This is a messenger RNA of Callithrix jacchus (white-tufted-ear marmoset), 882 nucleotides long. RefSeq names its product mitochondrial ribosomal protein L32 (gene MRPL32). Gene Ontology annotation, cellular component: mitochondrial large ribosomal subunit. Gene Ontology annotation, molecular function: structural constituent of ribosome. Gene Ontology annotation, biological process: translation. Lineage: Eukaryota; Metazoa; Chordata; Mammalia; Primates; Cebidae. The record is from RefSeq and is a predicted model, not a curated record.